AGACAAGAAAUGCACGGAGUGUGGCGGUUCUCUAACAAAGUGCCAACCCCGAAGUGACGCUUGACCCGCAGGAGCUCGUUGGACCUCCGGGUCAAGCGCGCACGUUUGCGUCGCUCUGCUCGGGAGUUUUGGGGACUUGACCAUCUGUUUGAGUCCGAGGGGGAGAAAGCGAGGGUUGAGACUCGAGAGACAGAGAGAGGAGAAAGAGAAAGGACGCGCGAGACGGCUGAAAUCUCUGCAAAGCGAAAAGGAAGAUACUCGGAGGGUUGUUUACAAGCCCCGAACAUAGCAACGCAAACCGGAUAAAGUCAUUGUUCCCCUCCCGCCUGGAUGUUUCCGCCGGAGCCGAGCGUGGUUCAGAAGUGUGUUGCUCAAACAGGAUGGUCGCGCGGUCCAAGUAUUUAUCUUCUUUUUCUUUUUUACCGUGUUUCCCCCUGAAAUGAUCUGGUUUCCAGCGAGAGAGGACGGGUCGGCAGACUCGCUUUGACCCAAACACCCAACACGUCUUGCGUGUGUUUAUCAGUCGCGCUUGCUGCUGCUUUUUGGGACAACACCUUCACUUUUUUUAAUGUUUUUAUGUAUGCCUGGAAAACUUUUUAAGGAUGAAGAGGAGAAAAUUUCUCGAGUGACAGCGAAGUGGAUCCAAGGGAAAGCUUAUUCCAUCUUUUUAUUUAAUUUUUUUAAUUGCAUCGCGUGACAUCUCCACUCUUGACUGGAUCGGAUGGCGGACAUGCGCCCAUCACAAAAAGUUAUGAAUUUGCCCGAAUGUGAAUGAGAAAGAAGGGGGCGACUGUGCGGUAGCUUCCAGCCCGGUGGGAACCCACUUCGCGGACUCGUCACUUUUGCUGUGCGUUCGUGAGAUUUUGAGCGUAUUUGCAGCUGAAGAUAAUGGAGGAGUGGAGGCAAUGCGGACGCUGGCUGAUCGACUGCAAGGUUCUGCCCCAGAACCACCGGGUCGUGUGGCCCUCAGCUGCCGUGUUCGACCUCGCGCAAGCCUUGCGUGACGGCGUGCUCCUGUGCCAGAUGUUGCACAAUCUCUCCCCUGGAUCCGUGGACCUGAAGGAGAUCAAUUUCAGGCCUCAGAUGUCACAGUUCCUGUGUUUGAAGAACAUCCGGACAUUCCUCAAGAUAUGCCAUGACAAAUUUGGCCUGCGGAACAGUGAGCUGUUUGACCCCUUUGACCUCUUUGAUGUCAGAGACUUUGGCAAGGUGAUUUCUACUCUGUCAAGGAUCUCCCACCACAGUAUUGCACAAAUCAAAGGCAUCAGAUCUUUUCCCACAGAGGACACAGCCUUAAAUGAAGAUGACGUGUACAGAAGUCUUGAGGAGUUGGCAGAUGAGCACGACCUGGGUGAGGAUGACAUCUACGACUGUGUGCCGUGUGAGGACGAUGGCGAUGACAUCUACGAAGAUAUCAUUAAAGUGGAAGUACGACAACCCAUGAAAAUGGGCAUGACAGAAGAUGACAAAAGAAAUUGCUGCUUAGUGGAGAUCCAGGAGACUGAAGCAAAGUAUUAUAAGACUCUAGAGGACAUUGAGAAGAACUACAUGAUCCCAUUGAGGCAAAUUGUGAGUCCACAGGACAUGGAGGCCAUCUUCGUCAACCUUGAGGAUGUGAUCAAAGUACAUUUUGCUCUCCUUCGAGCCAUUGACCUCAACAUGGUCACCGGAGGAAACGGUUUGGGAAAGAUCUUCCUUGACUUCAAAGAACGGUUACUGCUCUACGGCCAGUACUGCAGCCACAUGGAGAAUGCCCAGAAGACACUGGAUGAACUAAUAGCAACACGGGAGGAUGUGAAGAUCAAAGUAGAGGAAUGUACGAUGAAAGUGCAGGAAGGCAAAUUCAAGCUGCAGGAUCUUCUGGUGGUUCCCAUGCAGAGGGUACUCAAGUAUCACCUACUAUUAAAGGAACUUCUUAGUCACUCGACGGAUCGACCAGAGAGGCAACAACUGAAAGAAGCGCUGGAGGCGAUGCAGGACUUGGCCAUGUACAUCAAUGAGGUCAAGCGGGACAACGAGACACUGAAGAAAAUAAGUGAAUUCCAAAGUUCUAUUGAAAAUCUUCAGCAGGUGAAGCUGGAGGAGUACGGCAGACCAAAGAUAGACGGAGAGCUUAAGGUGUGCUCCAUCGUCAACCGUACUAAACAGGACCGGUAUAUUUUCCUGUUUGAUAAAGUGGUUAUUGUCUGCAAGAGGAAAGGUUAUAGCUACGAGCUCAAAGAGAUUAUUGAACUACAGUCUUAUAAGAUGUCUGAUGACCCCAUGAACAACAGAGACAUGAAAAAGUCAAGUGGAAAAAUGUGGUCUUACGGCUUCUACCUGAUCCACCUGCAAGGAAAGCAGGGCUUCCAGUUCUUUUGUAAAACAGAAGAGACAAAGAGGAAGUGGAUGGAACAGUUUGAAAUGGCCAUGUCCAAUAUCAAACCUGAGAGAGCCACAGCUAACCAACAUAACUUCCAGAUGCACACAUUCGAUAAGAACACCAACUGUCGAGCCUGCAAGAUGCUACUGAGGGGCAUCUUCUAUCAGGGUUACUUCUGCUCUCGGUGUGGAACGGGAGCACACAAAGAGUGUCUGGAAGUGAUCACAAUCUGCAAAAUCAAUCCUCUUGACUUGGAACCUGGAAUGUCUUCUGGUCCCAAGAUGGUCGCAGUGAGGAACUACCACGGUACACCGGCACCACCGGGAAAGGCAACUCUCUCCUUUCAAACAGGAGACUACAUCGAGCUGCUCAAGGGGGAUCCUGACACUGCAUGGUGGGAGGGAAGGCUGAUGCAAACACAAAAGAAUGGCUUCUUCCCCAGUUCCUGUGUAAAACCUUACCUUGACCCAAAGCCCUUCCAGUCAUUAUCCAGCCGGCAGUCAUCGAGAGACGCAGACUACUACGGAUAUCCUUGGUUUGCAGGAAACAUGGAGCGCCAGCAGGCUGACAACCUCUUAAAAUCCCACAGCAGCGGGACCUACCUCAUCAGAGAGAGGACGGCUGAAGCAGAGAGGUUUGCCAUCAGCAUCAAAUUUAACGACGAAGUGAAACACAUCAAAGUCGUUGAGAAAGACAGCUGGAUUCACAUUACCGAGGCCAAGAAGUUCGAAAGCCUUUUGGAGCUGGUGGAGUAUUAUCAGUCCCAUUCACUCAAAGAGAGUUUCAAGCUGCUAGAUACCACACUGCGAUAUCCCUACAAGGCAAAGGAGCGCUCAUUAACACGGACCAGCACCCACUCGCCAGCAGCCACCUGCGCCUCCUACAACUUCUCCUUCCUCAGUCCACAGGGCUUGAACUUCUCCUCUCAGAGCUCAGCUCCUUUUUGGUCAGUGUUUACGCCUCGUGUUGUGAGCACGGCGGUGGCCAGGUAUAACUUUGCCGCACGAGACAUGAGAGAACUUUCACUGCGAGAAGGCGAUGUCGUCAAAAUAUACAACAAGAUUGGUGGAGACCAAGGCUGGUGGAAGGGCGAGGCCAAUGGAAGGAUUGGAUGGUUUCCCUCAACCUAUGUGGAUGAAGAAGGAGUCCAGUAAGGGUUGGAUGUUGCCCACCUGGCACCCUUUAAAAAAAAAAAGAAGAAGAAUCAGGAACCAUCGUUAUUGUAUCUGCUGAUCUCAGAGGAAAACACCUCACUCUCUCCAGGAAAGAAACUUUUUUUGUUGUUGUUGUCGUUGCUUUUGCUGGAUCCCAAGCACCUUUCCACCAUGUCCUCCGUCUUAAAGUAUGCCUCAGCUUUGCCAGUCUUACAGGAUUCCCCUUUCAUUUCUGCACCAUUCAAAAGUGGAAACAUCGCACUGUGUUGGCCUCCAUGAGCCUUCAGAGGCUUCACGUAAAGACAUGGCAAAAACAGACUGCGGAGAGCUUUACUUGGAAAAAAAAAAAGAACGCUCGGACCUCUGCGAGGUGAAAUAAUUGUACAGUAUAGAUAAUUUAUUGAAGAGAGAUUAUUAUCAUGACUGAGGUAAUUGCGGGGACUUAGCAACUGCAGAAAAUCUGCAAACUAAAAACAAGGAGAGGAAAAAAAAACAAAUGCUCUUUUUCUUUUCACAUUGACAGAUUUUGCCUUAGUUGUCAUGGUGAUGCCUUGUGGGUUGACUCCAGUGAAGGGAAAAGACUUUGUUGACUGGCUUGGCUUCUCAUGCAUGCAUGUGUCCAUAUGCGGCCCACACCAAUACACACACACCAAUGUACAGUUCGGUGCCUUUGAAAGACUUCUUUGAACCUCAUCAUCAGCCCGUAAAGAACAUUUGCCAUCCCUGAAAGGACAAUGCAAAGAGAAGAACUCAAACGGGGGCGCGUGGGUUUCACUCAGCCGCCGAGUCCCUGACUGCAACAAUUUAACUGGCGGAAUUUAACUACAGUAUAACUUGUCACAAUGGAGUCACAGUAAUACAGUGAAGUUUUUCAUAGCAAACGAACACAGUUCGCAUUGGCAGGAUGUGAAAAUGAAACGAGACCACUUCACCAACACAUCUAUGUUCUUCAUUUUUUUUCUUUUCAUCCAACUGAACCAAUAGCUGAUGUCGGCUGUGUUUUACUGUCUGCAUGGAAUUUUAUUUUUGUUGUACACUGCCUUAAUGUUUUUUUUUUUACAGAUUAUCAGGUGACCAGUUGUUUCCUUCCAGUUGUCACAUGUGAAAUUCUCUUUGGCUGGUGCUGUGUCAACUGGUGAAUAUUAAACUGCCAUAUAAGAAGUAUGUGCGUGCGUGCGUGCAUGCGUGUGUGUGUGUGUGUGUGCGUGUGUUUGUGUGUGUGCGUGCUCAUCAUUUGUAAUGUGCACACACUCAGAAAACAGUGUGGGGGUGUGGUACUGUGCCAAGUGUUUCAGUUUACCUCCUAUGAUUGUUGAGCACUCUAUGCAUACAGUGCCACGAGAAAGUAUUCACACCCGUUCACUUUUUCCAUAUUUUACUGCUGCAGACUGAUUCUAGAGCUCAGUUGAGUUUAAUUGCGACAUAAAAUAUCCCAUGAUGAGAAAUUGAACACAUAUUUUCAGACUUUUGUGUUAAUUUAUAUAUUAAAAAAAAGGAAACAUUCAAACAUAAUCGGUACAUAAUUUCUCAUUAGACUCGAUCUUAAACUCAGGUGCAUGUAAUUUCCACUGAUCAUCCUUGAGGCUUCUAUAAUUUGAUUUGAGUCCACCCAUGAUAAAUUCAGUUUAUUAAUCAUGAUUUGGAAUGGCACACACCUGUCAAUGUGAGGUCUCAUAGUUGGCAGUGAAUCUCGGAGUAGAAACCAAAAAAUGAACACUAAGGGAUUGAAACACCUUCGAGUCUGGAUUGUGUCAAGGCACAAAUCUGAGGAAGGACACAAAAGUAUUUCAGCAGCAUUGAAGAUGCCGAAAAGCACGGUGGUCUCGAUUAUUCGGAAAUAGAAGUUUGGAACCACCAGGACCCUUCCUAGAGCUGUCCGUCCGACCAAGUUAAGUAACCAGAGAGGAAGGGCGUUGGUCAGAGAAGUGAACAAGAACCUUACGGUCAUUAAGUUGAUUCUCCAGUGUUCCCUUGCACAAAUAGGCGAACCAUCCAUAAGGUCAACCAUUGCUAAUGCACUCCAACAAUCAGGCUUUUAUUGUAAAGUGCCCAGACAGAACGAAGCCACUUUACCCUAAAAGGCUCAUGGCGGCCCGCUUGGAGUUUUACCAAAAGCCACCUUAACGAUUCUCAGACCCCCAGAAACAAAAUUCUCUGGUUUUCGACGAAAAUCCAAAAAAAGGGUUUUGGCCUGAAUUUCAAGCUUCACAUCUGGAGAUGUGACUGCUCAUUCCCUAGCUAACACCAUCCUUACUGUGAAGCAUGGUGGUGGCAGCACCGUGCUGUGGGGCUGCUUCUCCGCUGCGGGAACUCGGCGACUCGUCCACAUAGAGCGUAAGAGCACAGCUACCAAAUACCGAGAAAUUCUUCCAGAAAACUUGUUCCAGAGUGUCCUAGAACUCAGACUAUGGUGUCAAUUCACCUUCAAUAUGACAAUGACCCAAAGCAGAAAGCCAAUAUAACAAAGGAGUGGCUUCAGGAGCCGCUAUUAAAUGUCCUUGAGUGGCAUGACUUCAAUCCAAUAGAACAUGUCUGGAAAGACCGAAAGAAAUGGCUGUCCAGGAAUGUGAACUGAAUUCUAACUACACUUUAAUCAGAUUUAGAAUACGUUCGUAACAUCGCAAAAUAUGGAAAAAAGUAACGGGUAUGAAUUCGUUCUGGUUGAUACUGUAGAUCUAUGGCCAUGUCGACAGUAAAUGGCAUACAAUACAUAUUUCCCUACUGCUGUCCCCAGGUAGCACAUAGUUUUGUACUUCCACCCAUUCAGACAUUCUAUUAUUUAUUGACAGUUGUCACUCGACUACUAGGUUUUGUCUUACAUGGCCCUAUGUCUUUCUUCUACAGUCUGUUCCAAACUCAGAAGUGUCCAGUCAUAGGAAUUCGGAAGCAAGUUAAAGACCCUGUAAAGUGGAAUCAGCAAUCUGUUCCAAAAUAUAUUGUACGUUUUUGAAUCCACAUUGAUCACGUUGAAUGCACAAAGACGCACAUUGCGGGGAGGAGGCGGAGUAACAAUAAGAAAUAAAGUAAAAGUUUGAUUUUGUUGCCAGCCUGUGGACCAACCAGGGCUAGGGCCCGGUGGGGUGGGAUAUAUUCCAACCCCCUGAGGCUUGAAACAGAUCUAUUUUCACGCGUUAAAUUAGGGAUGUGUAGAUAGAGAGAAUAUUCUAAACGAGGUAUCAUCCAUUUUUCUAGGUUAUAGCAGUGGUAUUUGAUUGACACGACAGUGGGUAUGGUUUCAGUGGAUUCAGUGGACACGCCCACAGUGUUUGAGAAAAGACAUAAUGACUUCAUUUUUCAGCGUUUUGAAGUCUCAUUUUAUAUACUAGACGCUUGUUCAAAUUCGGCUGGGUUGUUAGCAACACUGUGGUGUAGUUACACUUUACAGGGACUUUAAAUACCGAGACAAAACAAGACUGUUUUAUGCACAUACAGUACAUUCAAUCAUUGGGAUCGGUCAGUGAGUCACUCACUAAAUCAUUUGUAACUGACUGGUAACAUUGAGCAAAUAAACUCCAGAUGUUUUAAUGAACUUUGACUAUCCAAGGUGUGCGUUGGUGGAAAGGUGGCUUGAUUCAAUGGCGAGAUUUUCACCAUUUUAUGUCCUGGACAAAACAACCCAAUGCAUGUAGCGAUUGAUAUUUCAACUCCUGUCAGUACACCCUGGAAAAAAUACUGUAUGUACAUCAUUGUGUACAUUUUUGUUGAAUGGUUGACUUUUUCCAAAUGAGGUCUAUCAUGGAAUAAAUAUUUGAAAUUUUGUUUA
Molecule: messenger RNA, 7279 nt
Organism: Syngnathoides biaculeatus (alligator pipefish)
Lineage: Eukaryota; Metazoa; Chordata; Actinopteri; Syngnathiformes; Syngnathidae
Gene: vav2
Product: vav 2 guanine nucleotide exchange factor
Exons: 29
Coding region: 889-3516 (875 amino acids)
Biological process (GO): regulation of GTPase activity; cell migration; intracellular signal transduction
Cellular component (GO): cytoplasm
Molecular function (GO): protein binding; guanyl-nucleotide exchange factor activity
Source: RefSeq, a predicted model, not a curated record